UGCCUAACCUUUGUGCGCAAUUGAUUGACGAGUACUUCAAGCCCUUCGCGUGCAACGUUUGCUGGGAGGUUCACAGCAGGUGCUAUCGGUGUGCCGUCAUGUUCGUUCACAAAUUGAACUACGACAUUGGGCGAUGCUUUCUGAGGCUCAGGCUCGGGCUCUGCGACACCGUGAUAUAAUUUUGGUCUUUUCGGAGGAGGAAGAAGUGUUGCCAUUAUUAUUAUCAAACUACUGUCAGACAGAGACCUAGUAUACGAAAAUUUGAGCUAGAUCAAUCGCGGGAAUAUCUCUCUUGGAGACGCGUGCAGGUUUCACACAAGUGGCGAGUCGUCUGUUCGUCGUCGUCGUAGGGUUUAUAUACUUGUUCCAAGAACCAACUACAGAAUGGCAGUAACAAAAAUCAUUUUCCUGGACAUUUUAACCGUUCUUCCAGUGCCUACUUCGCCAAACACAUGGAAAGUUAGACUCACGCUCAACUACAAGGAACUCACCUACGAAACAAAAUGGGUUGAAACGAUUGACAUCGAAUCCGUUUGCAAAUCGCUCGGAAUACCACCUACAAGCGUGUCCCCAGACGGGACACCAAAAUACACUCUCCCAGCACUAAUUGAUAAUACCUUCACCCCUCCUGCUUUCCUCUCAGAUUCGACUCCCAUAAUCGAGUACCUAGAGCGCACAUACCCAGACCCCGAUUCUUCCCGUGCACUCUGUCCGCCUGCCAGCCGCGCCCUCCGUGCCCUCUUCGAGUAUCACGUUGCUCAGUCCAUCACAACACAGUUGCUACCCGUUAUGGUCAUGCACAUGUACGACAAGAAGACCCCACGAGAUCGCAUCCACUUCCGUCAGCGUACCGAAGCGGCAUUUGGGAAGAAACUUGAAGAUAUAGAGCUCAAGGGCAAAGAACGCGAGGAACACUGGAAGAAAAUUGAACGCGCGCUUGACCUGCUUGCAACAUUUAUGCGAACAAGAAGUGGCGCAGGUGAAUUAUUCACGGGAUCGAAUCUAUCUUUGUCAGACUGUACAUUGGGAGGUCUUUUGCUAGCUUUACGCUACGACAGCCCGGAUGAAGCUUGGAUGAAGGUAUCGUCUUGGAGCAAUGGUAAAUGGACGCGUUACAUGGCUGCAUUGUCGAAAUGGACAACUGUAGAAUAGCUACUUACAUUAUCCAUAACGGAUGUUUCUUAGCUCUCUUUCCGUUAUGAGUCUGCUACACGGUUCAACACCUGUACAUAGAGUUCAAAUGGGAGCAUGAAACUCGAGAGAGAUGAAUUGAUAGACUUCGGGCCAGAUAUUCUGAGUCAAAACGAGGUAAACUAUGGUCUUCCCUAGGCAGACCAAAUAGAAAGAAGACAGUCGUCUUUAUUAUAGGCUAAUUCUGAUCCUGUACGAGACUUGCAUGCUCUCUU
This is a messenger RNA of Suillus subaureus, 1406 nucleotides long. RefSeq lists its product as uncharacterized. The record is from RefSeq and is a predicted model, not a curated record. Bases 385 to 1152 code for a protein of 255 amino acids. Lineage: Eukaryota; Fungi; Basidiomycota; Agaricomycetes; Boletales; Suillaceae. The transcript has 3 exons.